CUUUUCCAAACACUCGGUCCUAAUCUCUCCUCUUUCAUAUCGUUCCCCCCCGCGCACCACACACACACACACACAGAGCCGAGAGUUGCCGGAGGCUGGAUUUGAACCCGGGUUCCUGUCGGUGUGAGGCAGCAGCGCUAACCACUGAGCCACCAUGCCGGCAGUGAUUGGCGAAGCUCCCAGGAGGGGGUGUGAUGAUUACAGUCUGUGCCGCUCUUUGUGAUGAUCCGGUUCCUGUGACACUCCCGGCUGGGAGUAGGUGACACCGGGCUCCGCGGUGAUGCCGAGCCGGUCCGGAGGCCCCCCCCCGGCCGCGGGGAAGAAGCAGGUUCGGUUUUCCCGGCCUCUGCAGCGCCUGCCGGAGGAGGAUGAGGAUGAGGAUGAGGAGGAGGAGACGCUGUUCGAGAACCGGCGGCGGCGGCUGCGGCUGCGGGAGGAGGUCGGGCCCGGGGUGACCGUGAUCCAGGCCCGGGGAAGGGCUUCAGGGCGGGCAGGCCGCUGUGUCGACACCUUCCUGCUGUGCGGGGCCUUCCUGGGGCUGGGGAUGAGCAUUGCUAUUUUGGGACCUACGUUUAAGGAGCUAGCAACUAAUGUCAACAAAAAUUUAAGCGAAAUCUCCUACAUCUUUGUGGGCCGAUCAUUGGGCUAUGUGGGGGGUUCACUGAUUGGUGGGAUACUGUUUGACUACACAAAUCCCUACUUGUUAAUUGGAAUUUCGAUGCUAAUGACUUCACUGGGAAUGUAUACUAUUCCGUGGUGUACGAAGGCUAUCAUAUUGACGGGAUUGAUGUCCCUCAUUGGAAUUUCAAUGGGCUUCCUGGAUACAGGUGGAAAUUUGCUCAUUUUGCUUGUGUGGGGCACGAAAGUCAGACCCUAUAUGCAGGCGCUGCACUUCAGUUUUGCAUUAGGUGCAUUUGUGGCUCCUAUCCUAGCAAAACCACUAUUGGGCACCUUACAAAAGAUCACUGACAAUAGUGGGAAUGGCAUCUUGAGCAAUACCAAGAAUAGCUCUCAGAGUAACUUGGUGCAUUUUAUGGACGUACUGAAAACAACUGUUUCAGCCUUCACUCCUUUUACCUGGACAUAUAUUGUUAUUGGAAGCUUUGUGCUUUUAAUUUCUGUAUUGUUCUUCAUUAUUUAUUUAAGGAGCAGUCCAAAUCGAAGCAGGGCUGCUGUUUCCUCCCAGGACCCUCCAUUUGCAAGAUACCACAAUGUUAUUUUGUUCCUCCUGUUCUUCUUCUUCUUCUGGUAUGUGGGAGCUGAGGUGGCAUAUGGAUCGUACAUCUUUACGUACGCAAAAGACUUUGUUCACUUUAAUGACAACCAGGCCGCCGGCUUAAACUCAUUGUUCUGGGGGACAUUUGCCACAGGUCGGGGACUCGCAAUAUUUUUAGCCACGUGCCUUUACCCUGGAACGAUGAUCCUGCUGAGUCUAAUAGGCUGCACCAUCUCAUCCAUAAUUCUGACACUCCAUAACACGAAUCUAAUUUCUCUGUGGGUGGGCACUGCUCUUUAUGGAGCCUCGAUGGCCGCCACCUUUCCCAGCGGUGUAUCCUGGAUCAGGCAAUACACAAACACUACUGGGAAGUCAGCAGCUUUGUUUGUUUUCGGAGCGGCAUUGGGUGAAAUGGUGGUUCCAGCUUUGGUUGGGUUCCUUCAAGGCCUUGACACCAUCAAGCAAUAUCCUGUAUUGAUGCUGACUGCUCUGGGGACCUCCGCAAUGACAGCCAUCUUGUUCCCUGUGAUGUACAAACUAGCUUCAUCUCCAAGCAGUAUCCAACCAGAGAAUGAUGACCAGAAAGCUCUGUUAGGGUCAGGGCUUGAUGAAGAUGAAAACAAUGAUGACCCUCCGGAAGACUGGAACGAUGCAGAUUUUGAAGUGAUUGAAAUGAGUGAUGUAAAGAAUGACGCAGAACGGAUUCCAACUAGAGCUGCUUCAGUGAAGAGCAUGGACCUUGUUUCUCCAGAACACAGCUCUUUCCCUUCACUUUCUACCCAGAGGUAUCUAGGUGGCUCUCCGAAAAAGAAACUAUUUAACUUGGAGAGAGAAAAGAAUGACUGAAUACUACAAACCAAGCAGAUAUGUUUACAAAUCUGUCAGCAGAAGACCAGUUAAAGGACAAAUUAAAGAUGACCCUAUACUUGAAUUACAUUUAAACACUUGCUCCUUGUCUGUCUGUUUUUGAAACAAAAUCUUUGAAAAUGUGAAUAUACAUCAGCAGGCUGCUUGUAAUUAUAUGAUUAUCAUUAGGAUAUAUUAGAGUAAAUUAUAUGUUGAUUUUGAUGUCUGAGAAGGGUUUUAAAAAUUUGCAUGACAAUUUGUAUCUCUUGUAGAGGGACUGUUAAUUCUUGUAAAUCCUGCAGCUGAAAUCUGGUUUACAGAUUUAAGUCAAUCUGGGGAACUAGUUCUGAUUGUGCUCCAUCUUGUUUCUCUAUUUAAUUAUUUGUCACGUUUUAACCAUAAGCUCCACUGGUAUACAAAACUUCAUGAUCACUGGAUUGCAGAACUGUUCCUAGUAACAGUGUUGUGUGCCCUCACUACUGCAGCAUGGAGCCCUUAAAAUCUCCAGUUGCAUUAUUGUACAUUUUAGAGGUAAGAAUAGUUGAAUGUAAAGUGUGUAAUUUUGUGCAAUUUUAUUCACUCGUGGAAACAACUAACCUAUUUGAAAAACAAAAACAAAACAGUGCAAAGAAAAAGAGCAGUAAGAAAGGACAUGAUUGAAUGGACAUUUUCUGUACUGCAUAAAUUCCAAGAUUCUUUGACAGUUAUCACUUUCACCAAUUUUUGGAACAAAUAACGUGCCAGCUUAUGUCAGUUUGAAACACAAGUCAUAGAGCUGUACAGCACGGAAACAGACCCUUUGGUCCAACUUGUCCAGACCGACCAUCUAGAACAGUGCUCCGAGAUGAAGCCACUUCGUACAGUCUAGACCAGCAUUUGGCCCAUAUCCCUCUAAACCCUUCCUAUUCAUGUACCCACGCAGAUGCCUUUUAAAUGUUGUAAUCGUACCAGGCUCCACCACUUCGUCUGGCAGUUUAUUCCAUACAUGCACCACCCUCUGAAAAAGUUGCCCCUCAGCUCCCUUUUAAAUCUUUCCCCUCUCACCUUAAACCUAUGCCCUAGUUGUGGACUCCCCUACCCCAGGAAAAAGACCUUGCCAAUUUACCCUAUCCAUGGCCCUCAUUAUUUUAUAAACCUCUUCAAGGUCGCCCCUCAGUCUCCAACACUGCAGGGAAAAUAGCCUCAGCCAGGCAACUUUUUCACACAAAAGGUGGUGCAUAUAUGGAAGUGGAGGAGGCUGGCACAGUUACAACAUUUAAAAGGCAUCUGCAUGGGUACAUGAAUAGGAAGGUUUUGCCAAAUGCCAGUAAAUAGGAUUGACUAGAUUAAUUUAGGAUAUCUGGUCAGCAUGGAUGAGUUGGACCGAAGGUCUGUUUCUGUGCUGUACAGCUUGAUGAUUCUAUAGUGGGUUGUGUUUCACAAUUUUUUUUAUGAUCAUGAAGUGUGUUAAACUUUCAGAAAAUUGAGGGUCAGAUUCAUAAUUUUGCAUCCUCCAGCAGAUAACUGUGGAGGGAACUAUGACUGGCUAAAUUGUCAGAUUUAUUAACUUGUUCACACUGAAGAUAGAAGUAUUCUGCAGUGCAUUUUUCUGAUAUCUCUUCUCCCCAUCCAUGAUAAAGUGCCCAUUGUGUCCAGGGAUGUGCAGGCUAGGUAGACCUAGCCAUGGGAAAUGCAGAGUUACAGGGAUAGGGCAGGGCAGUGAGUGUGGCUGAGAUACUCUCGGAGGGUCAUUGUGGACUCUACGCUCUAGGGAAUUCUAUUCUAUGAUCUAUUCAGCCUCUCCCUGUAGCUCAAACCCUCCUACCAUGGCAACAGCCUUGGUAAAUCUUCUUUGAACCCUUUCAAAUUUAAUGACAUCUCUCCUAUAUCAGGGAGACCAGAAUUGAAUGCAGUAUUCCAAAAGUAGCCUAACCAAUGUCCUGUACUUCAACAACAUGAUCACCCAACUCCUGUGCUCAAUGCACUGACCAAUAAAGGCAAGCAUACCAAACAUUGCCUUCAUUAUCCUGUCUACCUCCAACUCUACUUUCAAGGAACUAUGCAUCUGCAGCCCAAGGUCUGAUUGUUCAUCAACAUACCCCAGGACCUUACCAUUAAGUGUACAAGUCCUGCCCUGAUUUGCCUUUCCAAAAUGUAGGUAGUGAUAAAUCUAUGAAUUUUGCCAAUUAUUGAAAGCCUAAUACAAUAUGUGUUAUACAUGAACAGUCAAAGGCUUUAAUGUUGCAGAGAAAACAUGAGUUGCUUCUGGAAGCAAAAGCAGUCUGAUUCAUGUUUAAAAUAGAUUGUUUUUGCUUGUGGGGUUUGUCUCUACACGAAAACUGUGCUUGUGGGAAAAAUGGAACCGGUUGGCAUGUUAUCAAUUCUCAGCAGUUUUGUUCAGGCAAUAUGAAAUGUAGUAAUGGAUUUCCCUCUAAGCAGCUCAAUUGCCUGACGAAAAAUACAUUAGUAAUGCAGUAGAGAGUGGAUUAAAUUUCAAAAGUCAGUUGUCAUUAUGACAAAUGAAUUAAUCACUACUUUUUCUGUUCAAUGAUAUCACAAUUUCCAGAUACAUUGGAAAAAUUGAAAAGUUCUUUUAUUGCAGUGUUUGGAAAGUUGUUAUUCAGUACAUAUUGUGAACUGACCAUGAGUUUGCGACACUAGAUUGUUCACAAUAUUGUGAACAGUCACAGAGAGAACUGGAUUUUUCAAAUUACAUGUUGGUGGAAUUCAGUAACUGGUAUAUAAAACAUGAACCCGAUUUAAUGAUAAUUAUGUACUUUAUAAAAGAAACUGAAUCCUAUGUUUAUGUCUCCUUGUCAUAUGAAUAAUGCUAUUUUAUACGUUAAAAUGAGUGCAAAAUGUGAUUUCCUUAUGCACAGCCUAUUGUUUUUGAAUUUCUUUACAAUCAAUAUUAAUAUUGGCUAACAUGGUGAAUUCUAAUUACUGCCUUUUUAAGACAAGUGUUUUCCAAUUUCUGAAGACAGGCUUUCAGUGGAGUAGUAAUCAUAGCACUUGACUAGUAAUCCAGAUCCCUAAAGAAUACUCUGGGACGUGAAUUCAAAUUUCAUCAUGGCAGAUCGUGAAAUGUGAAUUCAAGAAAAAGCAAGUCUGGCAUUAAAAGCCAUUCUAAUAGCAAACACUAAACCACUCUAUUGUGAUAAACUCCGUUCUGAUUCACUAAUGUAUUUUUGGGAAGGAAAGCUACCUGUCCUACAUGUGACUCUAGACCCACAGCACUGUGGUUGAGCCUAAAUUGCCCUCAGGGUAAUCAGAAUGGGCAAGAAAUGCAGGCCUUUACAGCAACACCCACACUUCGUGAAUCCGUUUAUAAAAAUACGCUUCCCAAACAUGGCAAGGAACUGUCUGGACUGUUAAAGAUACAGUUACGCAUAGGCCCUGCAUUAACCAAGAUGCUAGGAAGGAUUUUUUUCCACCCCACAGUUUCAGAAAUGGCCUGAAUAAAGGACUCCAGCUGAGAGACUUGCAGCUUCUUGGUGUGCGGUGACAGGGUUGUAGAUUGUAAACAGUGGGUAUUUUACUCACUGCCCCACUGUAUGUAAUUGACUUAAUGAAGGUUGCCAAAUUUGCUGCUGACAUAAAGACAAGUAGGAAAGUAUGUUCUGAAGAGUACACAAGAUAUUUAUAGCUUAAGUGAGUGGGCAAAAGAAAUGUGGCAAGGAGUGUAGAAUGUGGGAAAACUUGAAAUUGCCCAUUUUGUAGGAAGAAUAAAGCAGCAUAUUACCUCAAGGGUGAGAGAUGGCAGAGGGAUCUUGGUGUCCUUGUACACGAUUUGCAAAAGAUAUACAUGCAGGUACAGCAAGUAAUUAUGAAAGCUAAUAGAAUAUAUCAUUUAUUGCAAAGGGAACUGAAUACAAAAGGAGAUUAUUCUACAGUUAUACAGGGCACUGGUGCGCUAGGAUCUGGAGUACACAGUACUGGUCAUCUUACUUAAGGAAAUGUGUUGGAGAUAUGUUCAAGAAUAUUUACUGGAUUAGAUGGUUUGUUUUAAGAAAAGGUUGGACUGGCUAGGCUGUAUCUGCUGGAGUUUGGAGGAGUAAGAGGCAACUUGAUUGAAACAUGUAAAUUUUGAAAGAUUUUGACAGAAAGUUUGAACUUUCCUCUUAUCUAGAAUGAGAUCAUUUUAAAAAUAAGGAGUCAUCUAAGAACUAGGAGUUAGCAGUUCAGCUCCUUGAGCCUGCUCUGCCAUUCAAUAUGAUCAUGGCUGCUCUCAUCUCAUCCUCAACUCCAUUUUCCUGCCAGCCCUCCAUAACCCUUCAACACUUUUGUAAUUAAAAAUCUCCUCAAACUUACUCAAUGUCCAGCAUCCACUGCAUUCAGGGCUAGUGAAUUCCAUUAAUCCAUAACCCUUUGAGGUAAUUUCUUAUGUUUUUAAUCUUUUAUCCCUGAUCUUAAAAUGAUGACCUCUUGUUCUAGAAUUACACCACAAAGAAAAUCCCCUCUGUGUCUAUUUUGACAAUCCCCCUUCAGCAUCUUAAUUAGACUUUUCAUUCUACUAAACUGUAGAGAAUAAACAGUUUAAUUUGUCCUCAUAAGACAAACCCUCAUCUCUGGAAUUAGUGAGCCACCUCUGAACUUGCUCCAAAGCAACUCCAUCCCAUAUGGGGACCAAAACUGCUAAAACAUUGUACAGUUGCAGCAACAUUUACUUACCUUAAUUCCUUUAGUAAUAAAUGCCAAAAUUCCAUUUACCUUCCUUAUUACCAGCGUUUAAAACAUGCAUUAAAAUGAUUAGGUAAAAGUUUUCCUCCAAAGGGUUGAGCCUUUGUUUUCUUGACCCUUUGACAGAAAACUCCAGCUUCCUUGGAUAUUUUUAAGGCAGUAGUAAAUGCGUUCUUGUAAGGGGUGAAAGAUUAAUAGGGAUAGCUGAAAAUGGAUAUUUGAGGUUACAAUUCAGAGUAGCCGUACUGUUAUUCAAUGGUAGAGCAGUGUGGUGGGUGUGAGUGAUCUGUUUAUGCCACAAAUAGCUAAUAUUACACUGGUGCCUUAGGAUAACAUUAGGUUCUUUUGUGAAAGAAAAAUAAUUUUAGUAGUAUUGAAUUAAGCUCUGUAGAAGCUGGAGAACUCUUAAGCUUUUUAUGUUUUCUACUGUUAUCGGUCUGAGGCACAUUUUAUGCCAAGUUUUUAUAAGUCCUGAACACUGGAGAGUUCCAGCUUUGGGCUCUAACUUCAAUGGUUAAACUGGAUCUCUUGAUUAUAUUGAAAAGCAAAUAUAUAAAAAUAGCUGCUUACAACUA
Messenger RNA from Rhincodon typus (whale shark), 7296 nucleotides. RefSeq names its product major facilitator superfamily domain containing 4B (gene slc60a2b). NCBI's taxonomy places the organism in Eukaryota, Metazoa, Chordata, Chondrichthyes, Orectolobiformes, Rhincodontidae. The record is from RefSeq and is a predicted model, not a curated record. The transcript has 4 exons. The coding region runs from base 281 to 2062 and encodes 593 amino acids. Gene Ontology annotation, biological process: transmembrane transport.